Molecule: messenger RNA, 828 nt
Organism: Cercocebus atys (sooty mangabey)
Lineage: Eukaryota; Metazoa; Chordata; Mammalia; Primates; Cercopithecidae
Exons: 4
Coding region: 1-828 (275 amino acids)
Biological process (GO): exocytosis; exocyst localization
Cellular component (GO): exocyst
Molecular function (GO): SNARE binding
Source: RefSeq, a predicted model, not a curated record
AUGAAUGAGGGAGAGAUGACAAGGUGGCAUGAUCACCCUAAAGUGCCCCGGGCGGGGACCCUGCCUCUGAGGUCCUCUCGGAACCCCUUUGAAGAAGUUUCAGGGCUGGAGGAAGAAGAGGCCGGGGAGCUGGGGUCCCUCCCCAAUGGAACAUCUUGUCGCCGCCGUGCCACCCUGGAGAAGCUGGCAGGCCUGGCUCCCUUCCGUCUGGGCUGGGCCCCGGGCCGGCGGGCAGGCAGCCCCGGGGAUGGGCAGUCCCGCUCUUUCCUGGGCCGUGUGCUGGUACCAGGGAUACGCAGGAGCUCAGCAGAUUUUGGCCUCCUGGCCCGGCUGCAUGGGACCCGAGCCCAUGGCGACGAGGAGGCAGCAGGGGAGGCUGCCCGGAGACUGGCCUUCCUGAGACUCGGGCGUGGAUCCAAGCCCCAGCGUGCGUCCCUCGCUGAGAGAGUGGUGCCUGCAGGCGAGGCAGCUCCAGAGCCCCCACCCAAGGUCCCAGAGCCCCCAAAGAUGAAGGAGCCAUUGUCAGUGCUGGAGAUCCUGAGCCUGAUCCAGCAGCGCGAACUAGCGCGCGCGGACGAGCACAUCCUGGAGCUGGAGGCCGAGGAGCUGGCGCCGUCGGGGGGCGGCGCACCUGGGCCUCCCAAGGCCGAGGGCGCUGGCGGGGGCCGCCGGGCGCGGGACGUGGCGCUGCUGUACGAGGCCCUGCAGCGUGAGCUGUGGGCGCUGGUGCGCGAGACGCUGGCGGGCCCCGGGCCGGGCGCGUGCGCCGGGGCAGGCGCUGUGGCGCAGCUGGGCCAGCUGUGGCGCGCGCGGCCCGGGAGCGCCUAG